Molecule: messenger RNA, 948 nt
Organism: Eublepharis macularius
Lineage: Eukaryota; Metazoa; Chordata; Lepidosauria; Squamata; Eublepharidae
Product: dual specificity phosphatase 29
Exons: 4
Coding region: 233-886 (217 amino acids)
Biological process (GO): negative regulation of MAPK cascade; protein dephosphorylation
Cellular component (GO): cytoplasm
Molecular function (GO): protein tyrosine/serine/threonine phosphatase activity; MAP kinase phosphatase activity
Source: RefSeq, a predicted model, not a curated record
CAGAUGUAAAGAUUCUCCCCUUUGAGUGGGUAUCACACAAGGUCAGUCAGCAAAUCCUGCUCUAAAAAUAGAUGCCAGUUUCAAAGUUGGUAAGAUUUUCUUUGUCGUCCCUGUCGGACUCCGAAGAUCCACGCUACCUACAGCUCCCAGAUACACUUACAGGUAAGCCAGGAGUUCUCCCACACACACAUCUCUCCAAUACUGCAAGCAACACUCAUCUCUCUGCAGCCAGAUGUCUUCGGCAGGACUGAAAUCUGGGAAGAUAAGUGCGUACACUGCAGUCAAAGUGGACCCUGAUGGGGACUACUGUACCCCUGGAGCGUUUGACCUGGAGCGGCUCUUCUGGAAAGGCAGCCCAAAAUACACACACGUCAAUGAAGUCUGGCCCAAUCUCUACAUAGGAGAUGAAAAAACAGCCCUUGAUCGUUACAGCCUUGAGAAAUCUGGCUUCACUCACGUCCUCAAUGCAGCCCACGGCAGGUGGAAUGUGGACACGGGACCAGAAUACUACAGAGACAUGGCCAUUGAAUACCACGGUGUGGAAGCAGACGAUCUGCCUACCUUCAAUCUCAGCCCCUUUUUUUACACUGCUGCUGAAUUCAUCGACAAUGCUCUCCAGAAUGAAACAAACAAGAUUCUAGUGCACUGUGCUAUGGGCCGUAGCCGCUCUGCCGCAUUGGUCUUGGCUUACCUGAUGAUCUACAAGAACAUGACUGUGGUCGACGCCAUCGAUCAAGUGCUCAAGCAUCGAUGCAUCCUUCCCAACCGCGGUUUCCUGAAACAGCUCAGAGAACUGGAUAUAAAGCUGGCCUUAGAGAGGAGCAAUGCCGCAAACAGAAUCGACUCUAGCAGAAAACGGGAGGCCGGCACUGAGACAGAGAUCUAACAUUCCCUAUUGUCCAGAGAACAAAUAAUUUAAAAAAAGAAUCAGGGAGCUUGAAACAGUAA